UUUCCAGGAAUGUGACCAGAAUGUAAACACCAAACAGCGCCCAGGUGCUUGCUAACGGUUGUUAACGUUGCUAUUUGCUAAGUAUUUCAACUGUCGUCACAAUCGUGGCUUCAGGAUAUCAAAUUCAAGCUGAAAUGGCACGGCUUUAGUGAUUUAUUUUUCGCCGACUUCCUCUCCCUCUCCGCUUGGUUGCAUUCAUGACUGAUCUGCUGUCAAAAUGACCAAAGACAUCGUUGUUGGAGACGAACUACCAGACUGGGUGGGCGCAAAGGAGUUUUACCAGAAAUAUGACCCUAAGGAGGUGAUUGGCAGGGGUGUGAGCAGUGUGGUUCGAAGGUGUGUGCACAGGCACACAGGUCAGGAGCUGGCAGUGAAGAUCAUUGAGAUCACAGCGGAGAAGAUGACUGCUCAGCAGCUGGAGGAGGUUAAAACCUCAACACUGAAAGAGAUCCAAGUCCUCAACAUGGUGAAAGGACACUCCUCCAUCAUCACUCUCAUUGAUUCCUAUGAGUCCACAACAUUCAUAUUUUUGGUGUUUGACCUCAUGAGGCGUGGCGAGCUGUUUGACUACCUCACAGAAAAAGUUACUUUGAGUGAGAAGGAAACAAGGAGUAUGGUUCGAGCUCUGCUUGAGGCCGUACAGUACCUCCACUCCCUCAACAUCAUCCACCGGGACUUGAAACCUGAGAAUAUUCUCCUAGAUGAUCAGGGGCACAUCAAACUGUCUGACUUUGGGUUCUCAGUGCAGCUACAACCUGGAGAGAAACUUAGAGAGCUUUGUGGGACACCUGGUUAUCUUGCCCCUGAGAUACUAAAAUGCUCAAUGGAUGAAAUGCACCCAGGCUAUGGCAAAGAGGUUGAUCUCUGGGCCUGUGGAGUGAUCCUCUUCACCUUAUUGGCUGGCUCACCGCCGUUCUGGCAUCGUAAACAGAUGCUGAUGCUGAGGAUGAUCAUGGAGGGGCGCUAUCAGUUUAGCUCCCCAGAGUGGGAUGAUCGGUCUGACACUGUGAAAGAUCUGAUAUCCAGACUGUUGGUGGUGGACCCGGCUGCCCGUCUCACUGCAGAGCAAGCUUUAGCACAUCCAUUCUUCAGGCAGUACCAGAAGGAGGAUGUGCGGCUCUUCAGUCCUAGGAAGACUUUUCGGGUGUUGAUCGUCAGCGUUCUAGCCUGUAUCAGGAUGUACAGCAAGUACCGUAGGGCUCGUCCACUCACUCGGGAAGUGCUGGCUAGAGAUCCUUACUCCAUUCGCGGCGUCCGCAAACUCAUCGAUGGCUGUGCAUUCCGUAUCUAUGGGCACUGGGUGAAGAAAGGGGAGCAGCAGAACCGAGCUGCUCUCUUCCAGAACACGGCUAAGAUCAUGCUGCUGGGACUGGAGGACUUUGAGACAUAGAAGAUCCACCUCAUGCUCACCAGCCUUAAUUUUUAAACAUUCACAUGUCCUGUCAUAUAAGUUUUUGUACCAUUACUGUGUUUAAUUUAAGGAGAGGAAUUCAGGGACCGGGACGUUUGUAUGCCUUAAAGCACCCUGUGGUUAAGUUUACGAUAAGCAUGCACGACUUGAUAUUCCUUAUCUGCUCUUCUGUCAAGGUUUGUGGCUGUUUGAAAGGUCAUCACAUUUGCAGCAGAGGAAGCAUUGCACAAUCACUCAAGUAGACACAUGUAACAUUUGUAUAUUUUGGACUUUUCUUUUUGAUGGUCAGUUCUAGUUACAAAAAGGAUGUUUUUUCUGUACACUGCGGCUGAAAUGUACAAUAAGGCACUGUAAUUAAUUAUUUAACACAUAAUUUUAUUGUGACAAGCAAAGGUUUAAAGCUAUUCCACAGCAGAUUUGGACAUGCUUGAAAAAAUAAAGCAUUUUGGCAUGUUUUGGGUUGAGAAUCCACAUGCAUGCCGUUAUUCCUCACUGGAGACAUCUACCUACAUUAACUGUGAAGACCAUUUGUGACUGUAUUUCCUUUUUCAGUUAACCACCACCAACAUCAUUCCUCUCUCUGUCUAUCUGUCGGUUUAAUAUGUUGCACUUUUACUAAAAGUGCCUGGUUUGUUGCAAAAUGCAGAUCUAAAUGCCUAAAAAAGAUAUAUUAACAAUAAAAUGUGUGUUUAAGUUCCA
Messenger RNA from Cheilinus undulatus (humphead wrasse), 2110 nucleotides. It is a transcript of the gene phkg2, whose product is annotated as phosphorylase kinase, gamma 2 (testis). The record is from RefSeq and is a predicted model, not a curated record. Gene Ontology annotation, cellular component: phosphorylase kinase complex. NCBI's taxonomy places the organism in Eukaryota, Metazoa, Chordata, Actinopteri, Labriformes, Labridae. Gene Ontology annotation, molecular function: ATP binding; phosphorylase kinase activity; calmodulin binding. Gene Ontology annotation, biological process: glycogen biosynthetic process; protein phosphorylation. The transcript has 10 exons. The coding region runs from base 218 to 1390 and encodes 390 amino acids.